AAGUGUCAGAAGAAACAUCAGAACCAUGAAGAAUACAAGAAAAUAUGAGGCGGCCAGCGACCUAUCAGAGGAGAUUAAAGCCGCCACCAAGGACAACCAUGUCCGAGCUGAAAACACAGAGCUGAUGCUGAGUUACCAGAAAGGGAAGAUCACCCUUCCUCAGUACAAGCUCCUGCUGUGCUCCCUCUACGAGAUCUACAAGGUGCUGGAAGAGGAGAUGGAUAAGAAUUGCGCCCACCCGGCGAUCGCACCGAUAUACUUCCCUCAGGAGCUGGACCGCCUGGAGAGUCUGGAGAGCGACAUGGAGCACUUUUUUGGCCCCGACUGGCGAGGGAAGGUGGUCGUUCCUGCGGCCACGCACGUCUACACUCAGAGGCUGCGGCAGGUUGGUAAAGAGAAUCCGACGCUGCUGGUGGCCCACGCAUACACUCGGUACCUGGGAGAUCUGUCAGGAGGACAGGUGUUGGGGAAAAUUACCCAGAAAUCCCUUGGGCUGUCGGGCAAAAAAGGGCUCUCGUUUUUCUCCUUCCCCGGCGUGAGCAGCCCGAACCGCUUCAAGCAGCUGUACAGGAGCCGCAUGAACAGCAUGGACCUGAGCCAGGAGGAGAGGGAGGCCGUGCUGGAGGAGGCGGUCGCCGCCUUCGACUUCAACACUCAGGUUUUUGAUGACUUGCAGAAGCUUUUGGAUGUCGUAACAGAACAAUUGAAGAUCGACAAGGCCAGCUUCCCGUCGUUUCCCAGCAUGCACUUCACCAUCGGACUGUGUGUCAUAAUAAUGGCGACUGUGGGAAUGGUCCUUGGUACCUGGUAGUAUUUAUUGUAACGCACUUUGCUAAUCAUCAGUUUUCUGAACAUUUCUUAAUUAUAGUUGUAGGAGCCUAAAUGAUAUUUAAGUUAAUUUACAUUUUAUGGAAGGUGCUUUAUGUUUAUUCAGCCAAAAUUUACUUUAUUUGCAUUAUACGAAAACUUAUAUAUUACAUGCUUAGAAUAAUUAUAAGGUACACUUUAUUUGUAAUUAGGGAUGUCCGAUAAUGGCUUUUUGCCGAUAUCCGAUAUUCCGAUAUUGUCCAACUCUUUAAUUACCGAUACCGAUAUCAACCGAUACCGAUAUAUACAGUCGUGGAAUUAACACAAUAUUAUGCCUAAUUUGGACAACCAGGUAUGGUGAAGAUAAGGUCCUUUAAAAAAAAUAAAAUAAUAAGAUAAAUAAAUUAAAAACAUUUUCUUGAAUACAAAAGAAAGUAAAACAAUAUAAAAACAGUUACAUAGAAACUAGUAAUUAAUGAAAAUGAGUAAAAUUAACUGUUAAAGGGUAGUACUAUUAGUGGACCAGCAGCACGCACAAUCAUGUGUGCUUACGGACUGUAUCCCUUGCAGACUGUAUUGAUAUAUGUUGAUAUAUAAUGUAGGAACCAGAAUAUUAAUAACAGAAAUAAACAACCCUUUUGUGUGAAUGAGUGUAAAUGGGGGAGGGAGUUUUUUUUGGGUUGGUGCAAUAAUUGUAAGUGUAUCUUGUGUUUUUUAUGUUGAUUUAAUUAAAAAAAAACAAAAAAAAACAAAACAAAAAAAAACGAUACCGAUAAUAAAAAAACCGAUACCGAUAAUUGGCAGGCCGAUAUUAUCGGACAUCUCUACUUGUAAUUAUUAUAUUUGUCUGAAUAAUUUGAUGAUGUACAAACCUCGUUUCCAUAUGAGUGGGGAAAUUGUGUUAGAUGUAAAUAUAAACGGAAUACAAUUAUUUGCAAAUCCUUUACAACCCAUAUUCAGUUGAAUGCACUACAAAGACAACAUAUUUGAUGUUCAAACUCAUAAACUUUAUUAUUAUUUUUUUCAAAUAAUAAUUAACUUAGAAUUUCAUGGCUGCAACACGUGCCAAAGUAGUUGGGAAAGGGCAUGUUCACCACUGUGUUACAUGGCCUUUUCUUUUAACAACACUCAAUAAACGAUUGGGAACUGAGGAAACUAAUUGUUGAAGCUUUGAAAGUGGAAUUCUUUCCCAUUCUUGUUUUAUGUACAGCUUCAGUUGUUCAACAGUCCUGGGUCUCCGCUGUCGUAUUUUACGCUUCAUAAUGCGCCACACAUUUUCGAUGGGAGACAGGUCUGGACUGCAGGCGGGCCAGGAAAGUACCCGCACUCUUUUUUUACAAAGCCACGCUGUUGUAACACGUGCUGAAUGUGGCUUGGCAUUGUCUUGCUGAAAUAAGCAGGGGCGUCCAUGAAAAAGACAGCGCUUAGAUGGCAGCAUAUGUUGUUCCAAAACCUGUAUGUACCUUUCAGCAUUAAUGGUGCCUUCACAGAUGUGUAAGUUACCCAUGCCUUGGGCACUAAUGCACCCCCAUACCAUCACAGAUGCUGGCUUUUGAACUUUGCGCCGAUAACAGUCCGGAUGGUUCGCUUCCCCUUUGGUCCGGAUGACACAAUGUCGAAUAUUUCCAAAAACAACUUGAAAUUUAUCAUUUUAAUGUGGACUCGUCAGACCACAGAACACUUUUCCACUUUGCAUGAGUCCAUCUUAGAUGAUCUCGGGCCCAGAGAAGCCGGCAGCGUUUCUGGGUGUUGUUGAUAAAUGGCUUUCGCUUUGCAUAGUAGAGCUUUAACUUGCAAUUACAGAUGUAGCGACCAACUGUAUUUAGUGACAGUGGUUUUCUGAAGUGUUCCUGAGCCCAUGUGGUGAUAUCCUUUAGAGAUUGAUGUCGGUUUUUGAUACAGUGCCGUCUGAGGGAUCGAAGGUCACGGUCAUUCAAUGUUGGUUUCCAGCCAUGCCGCUUACGUGGAGUGAUUUCUCCAGAUUCUCUGAACCUUUUGAUGAUAUUCUGGACCGUAGAUGUUGAAAUCCCUAAAUUUCUUGCAAUUGCACUUUGAGAAAGGUUGUUCUUAAACUGUUUGACUAUUUGCUCACGCAGUUGUGGACAAAGGGGUGUACCUCGCCCCAUCCUUUCUUGUGAAAGACAGAGCAUUUUUUGGGAAGCUGUUUUUAUACCCAAUCAUGGCACCCACCUGUUCCCAAUUAGCCUGCACACCUGUGGGAUGUUCCAAAAAAGUGUUUGAUGAGCAUUCCUCAACUUUAUCAGUAUUUAUUGCCACCUUUCCCAACUUCUUUGUCACGUGUUGCUGGCAUCAAAUUCUAAAGUUAAUGAUUAUUUGCAAAAAAACAAAAGUUUAUCAGUUUGAACAUCAAAUAUGUUGUCUUUGUAGCAUAUUCAACUGAAUAUGGGUUGAAAAUGAUUUGCAAAUAAUUGUAUUCCGUUUAUAUUUACAUCUAACACAAUUUCCCAACUCAUAUGGAAACGGGGUUUGUACUAUUUUAUACUGCUUUAAUACAGUGAAGAUUACGUAACUGUUUAAUAGCAUAUACGGCGGAAGGAUCUGUGUGGUAAUAUGGUUUGGACACAAAGUAUUGUGGGUAAUGGCAGUCAGGUAUGGUGUAAUCGAGCCACACAGUUUUUUGACCUUACUCUUACUUUUUCUAACUCUUUCUUACUGUAACAAACUCGCUUUAUUUUUCCAUUCAUUUGUUCCCACAUUGUUAUUGUUUUCCGUUUUUGAAUGAUUAAGUUCACAAGUAAACGAUACAAAACGAAGAGGAGCGUCUGGAGUUUUGUUUGUUGUUGCCGCAGCAAGCGGAGCAGGAGAAAGUAGAGAAGCGUCAAGCUAAGGCUUCAUUAGGAAUCUACAAAAGUUACCCGUUACGUUACCAAAAAAGUAAUUGAGUUACUAACGGAAUUACUCUUUAAUAAAUGUAACUAAUUACCAGGGAAAGUAAUUACAAAACCCAACACCAGUGAAGUUGGCACGUUGUGUAAAUGGUAAAUAAAAACAGAAUACAAUGAUUUGCGAAUCCUUUUCAACUUAUAUUCAAUUGACUAGACUGCAAAGACAAGAUAUUUAACGUUCAAACUGGAAAACUUGGUUAUUUUUUGCAAAUAUUAUCUAAUUUGGAAUUUGAUGCCUGCAACAUGUUUCAAAAAAGCUGGCACAAGUGGCAAAAAAGACUGAGAAAGGUGAGGAAUGCUCAUCACACACUUACAGUAUGUGGAACAUCCCACAGGUGAACAGGCUAAUUGGGAACAGGUGGGUGCCAUGAUUGGGUAUAAAAGCAGCUUCCAUGAAAUGAUCAGUCAUUCACAAACAAGGAUGGGGCGAGGGUCACCACUUUGUGAACAAAUGCGUGAGCAAAUUGUUCAACAGUUUAAGAACAACAUUUCUCAACGAGCUAUUGCUAGAAAUGUUUGGAUUUCACCUACUAAGGUCUGUAAUAUCAAAAGGUUCAAAUAAUCUGGAGAAAUCACUGCACUUAACAUUGAAUGCCCGUGAC
Entelurus aequoreus (snake pipefish) is the source of this 4315-nucleotide messenger RNA. RefSeq names its product heme oxygenase 1a (gene hmox1a). Gene Ontology annotation, biological process: heme oxidation; response to oxidative stress; heme catabolic process. The record is from RefSeq and is a predicted model, not a curated record. Bases 26 to 811 code for a protein of 261 amino acids. Gene Ontology annotation, molecular function: heme oxygenase (decyclizing) activity; heme binding. NCBI's taxonomy places the organism in Eukaryota, Metazoa, Chordata, Actinopteri, Syngnathiformes, Syngnathidae. The transcript is spliced from 5 exons.